Rotaria sp. Silwood2 is the source of this 273-nucleotide messenger RNA. The record is from the annotation of a GenBank genome assembly. Lineage: Eukaryota; Metazoa; Rotifera; Eurotatoria; Philodinida; Philodinidae.
AUGGCACAUUCAUCAACAGUCGACUGGAAUCGAGAACCAAGUAAUACUAUGAGUGGUAUUAUGAGUACACUUGCUGAAGAUUUGCAAUGGUUUCAUCCAUCUGGUGAAAUAAUGGUUAAACGUGAAAAUGAUCCAUGGAUAAUUGCGAAACGAUCCGAUAUGCGUGAAUUAUUAGUAAUUAUAAAUCAGAAAAAUGCAAAUUUAAAAGAAAUCAGUGAUAAAAUCAAACAAAUAUUUUCUACACAAUUUAAUAAUGUUUUACUAUUAGAAUGA